Molecule: messenger RNA, 765 nt
Organism: Aspergillus luchuensis
Lineage: Eukaryota; Fungi; Ascomycota; Eurotiomycetes; Eurotiales; Aspergillaceae
Exons: 4
Coding region: 1-765 (254 amino acids)
Cellular component (GO): nucleus
Molecular function (GO): RNA helicase activity; RNA binding
Source: RefSeq, a predicted model, not a curated record
AUGAUGUUUUCGGCCACUUUCAACAAGGAUUGCCGUAAGCUGGCGCGCAAUUACCUUGCAGAAGACCAUGUCCGUGUGCGCAUCGGGAGGCCUGGCAGCACUCACGCCAACGUUGACCAGAAUAUCAUCUAUGCUGAACCUCCUCUUAAGAAGCAAUGCCUCUAUGACCUGCUUCUGGCUAUGCCGCCUUCGCGUACACUGAUUUUUGUGAAUUCCAAGACCCAGGCAGACUUCUUGGAUGAUUAUCUCUACAACAUGGGUCUCCCGAGUACCUCUAUCCACUCUGAUCGCACCCAGCGUGAGCGGGAAGAUGCCUUGCGUGCAUUCCGCACGGCAAAGUGCCCCAUCCUUGUGGCUACCGGGGUUUCUGCUCGCGGUCUGGAUAUUAAGAAUGUCAUGCAUGUCAUCAACUUUGACCUUCCACGGGUUCAGCAUGGUGGUAUCACAGAAUACGUUCAUAGAAUCGGACGCACCGCCCGCAUUGGCAAUGAGGGCCUCGCCACCUCGUUCUACAACCAUGACAAUGAUGCGGACCUCGCCCCAGAUCUGGUGAAACUGCUCAUCGAGAACAAACAAACUGUCCCUGACUUCCUCGAAUCUUAUCGUCCUUCGGAUGAUGUCGUCAAGUUUGACGACGAUACUGAUGACGAAAAGAGUGGUGGAGAAGACAACAGUGGUAAUGCCGAUGCCUGGGGAGGAGGAGGAAUUCCAAUGGAGUCUGAUGACGCCGAAGAGGCCGAAGAUAACUCGAAGUGGGAGUUUUAA